This is a messenger RNA of Aedes aegypti (yellow fever mosquito), 1040 nucleotides long. RefSeq lists its product as uncharacterized. The record is from RefSeq and is a predicted model, not a curated record. Lineage: Eukaryota; Metazoa; Arthropoda; Insecta; Diptera; Culicidae. The coding region runs from base 40 to 966 and encodes 308 amino acids. The transcript has 2 exons.
UUCGGAGCUUUAGGCAUUACACUCAAACACUUCGUCAAGAUGUUCUCGUGGAUUCUGGUUCUAGCUUUGGCCCUAUUGAUCCCAACGGGUACAAAUGCCUUCGGAUGGAGUUGGUUCUUUCCAAGACAAACUACAACCACAACUGCAUCAUCCGGAACAACAUCCGCGACAUCGUCCAAUGCGGUUCCCUCCAUGUACAACAUAUCCAUCGGGAACCGAGAAAACACUAACGCCUCCAUAGACUACGGAACGAUGAUCACCAACUUGCAGAUCAACCUGGCGCGGUUUAACGGUAGCGCCAUGCUAGGAGACGCCACCGAAAACCGCUUGAACGAAGUGAUCUACACCGUAUUGGAAGGCUACCGGAACCGUUCGGAAGCUAUGGUGGACAGUCGUCUGGCGUGGAUCGAUGAAGUCCUGUUGGACAUCGUCCAAUACGCCAGGCAGCUGCGCCAGGACGAGAACAAUCGCUGGUUGAAGCAGUUUCCGGAGCAUGUUCGUACGAGUGUGGCACAACUCAACGAAACCAUCCGUAGCUGCCUUGAGCGAGAGGUUGUGGUGGAGGAACUGAUACACGCGGUUGAGAACCGCAGUAGAAGCGGGUGCCUAGAAGGGAGACUUCAGAAAUUGUUCGAACUUAGGGAAGUUGCCAAGAACAAUUUGACGGAGUUCCUAGCCAGCGCCGGAGACUUGGAAGAUCGACUGGAAACCUGUGUGAAUCCGGAUUUCGAUGAUGCGCUGGAUAACGUGUAUCAGGAAGCCUGCAUUUCACCGAUCCUCCUGGAAGUGGAAAUGGAAUCACUCAAGUUGGGAUAUACUGUCAGCAAUUUGACUGGUGCCAUGGAACCUGCCCUGGGCCUAGCGAAGGCCGUAUUACUGGAGUGCGCAGCCGAUCUUGCGUGGUACGCGUUUGAUGUUUCGAUGAGCCUUCGACAGUGGAUUAAUUCGUGUUCCGGUUGGGAGUAGAAGAUGCAAUUUAACUGCCUUAUGUGGAACUGUCGAAAUAAUAUUCUUGCAAUAAAGUCAUUGUGUUCAGCAUA